Molecule: messenger RNA, 6201 nt
Organism: Oryzias latipes (Japanese medaka)
Lineage: Eukaryota; Metazoa; Chordata; Actinopteri; Beloniformes; Adrianichthyidae
Gene: tmem163a
Product: transmembrane protein 163a
Biological process (GO): transmembrane transport; monoatomic cation transport
Cellular component (GO): synaptic vesicle membrane
Molecular function (GO): zinc ion binding; monoatomic cation transmembrane transporter activity
Source: RefSeq, a predicted model, not a curated record
UCACAUCUCUCUGAUUUAUCACAUCGUCGCAUCUUCUCCCCCAAACUCCCCCCUCCCGGCUGGCUCGGACAGGAAAUCCGCGCUGUUGACAUCUCGCAGAGGGAUCUGCCUCCUCACUGAUGCUGCAAAGAGAGCCCCCCCCCCCCAUCUGCUCUUAUCUCUUAUCGCCGUCUCUUUUGUCUCCCCCCCGCGCGCGCAGCUGGCUGUCGGUGGCAUAAACGGGCGUGCUUGAUGGCUGCUGCGCUCACUGGACCCGAGUGAAUUCUUUUGAUUUUUUUAUUUAAAAACUCCCCUCUUCUCCCUCCUCCUCAUCGUCUUGAUCUGCUUCUGAAAUUGAACAAGCGACGAUGACAGACCCGAUCAACACCCAGGAGCCCGACCCUGUCCCGGAGCCCACGGUUGUGGAUCCGUGCCCGGCCACAGUGCGGAACUGGAACGGCCAGUGCGCCGCCGAUGGCAUCAGCGACCACCAGCAGCAGCAAGCCAAGACCCCCACGGAGCCCGGCUCCUUCACCGUCAACCAGGAGAUGAAGAUCACCGACAGUGCGGAUGGAGAGGGUCUUCUUGAGAGCAGCAUGCGUCUGAAACCCCACGAGGCACAAGACUACAGGAAGAAAGCUCUCUGGGUUUCUUGGAUCUCCAUAGUGGUCACACUCAUACUGGCAGUGGCAGCUUUCACGGUAUCGUUCAUGCGUCACAGUGCGUCAGCCUUCGGAUUUGCGUUUGAUGCCACUCUGGACGUCAUGUCAUCUGCCAUCGUUCUUUGGCGCUAUAGCAACGCAGCCGCUGUGCACUCCGCGCACAGAGAGUACAUAGCGUGCGUCAUUCUGGGGGUUGUGUUUGUCCUGUCCUCCAUGUGCAUCCUGGGAAAGGCCAUUCACGAUCUGGCAACAAGGAUGCCACCUGAAGUGGAUAACUUCCUCUUCAGCGUAUCCAUAGUGAGCGGCCUCGUGUGUGCCGUACUGGCUGUGGCCAAGUUUAUGCUGGGAAGAAGGCUGACCAGUCGAGCCCUCAUCACUGAUGGGUUUAACUCUCUGGUCGGAGCCAUCAUGGGUUUCUCCAUUCUCAUAAGUGCUGAGGUCUUCCACCAACACCCUGAUGUCUGGUUUCUGGACGGCACAAUUGGAGUUCUUAUGGGUCUCAUCAUUCUGGCUUAUGGGGUCAAGCUCCUGAAGGACAUGGUUCCCCGCGUGAGGCAGACAAGAAACUACGAACGCUUUGAAUAAAUGACCUGGAGGUUGAUGAGGAGCCUUGAACCAUUUUACGCUCUUCCGUUUUUUUUGGGUUUUUUUGUGUGUGUGUUCAGAUGCACAAGCUCAUGUACUGUGUGGAUCCAUAUGUGCUGAAAAUACUGUAGGUCAUGCAUUUACACAAACAUAUGGCUGAGAGACUUUGGGGUUAAUCCAAGACCAAUUUCUUCCUCCGUUUGGUUUUCAAAGAACAUUAAAUGAAAGUCAAACCACAGAAAGUUAGUGCUGAAUGAAUGUAAAAAGUCUCAAGAAGUGAUUUAAAUUUGUUCAGGAGACAAAAAGCAAUAAGACUUGAAAAACCUCCAACAUUUUCCUCAAGUUUUCACUGAAUUCUGCUAAUGUGGUCAAAAUAACAGCGAUAUCAAACUGAACCUCCCACUUUCUUUAUAGCUACACGUCUGCAAGUGUUGGUUGCAGGUUCUCUACAGUAUUCGCUUCUUUAAAAGUCACUGUUAUGACUUUGUGCUUCUUAUCAACCAAUAAUCAAUAAAUACUUUAUUGUCCCGUGAGGGAAAUUUGUCUUGGGCUGACGAGCCCACAGCUACAACAUAAGGAAAACAACAGAAUAAACAUGCACAAUAAGACGACACCCACUAAAGUAACAACCAGAGACACUUGCUCUAGACCGUUUACAGUUUGUUCAGCAGUUUUAUGGCUAAUGGAACGAACGAGUUCUUAUAUCUGUUGGUUUUAUAUUUGGCUGCUCUGAAGCGUCGUCCGGCUGGUAAUAAUUCAAAGUCAGAAAACAGAAUCUGAGAUGGAUCGCUGAUAAUUUUAAGAAUUAGACGUGUCACAGAACACUCAUAAAUUUGCUGCAAAGAUGGAAUUUCGCGUGUACCUUUGACCUUCAUAGCUGUUUUCACCAUGUUACUGAUUUUUAUCUCAGAAGUACCUCAGGUUUUGUCGAGUAUUCGUAGGCUAAUUUAAGUUGCACGCACUUAUGGCGUGAUGCUACAGGUGAUGUUGCUGUACGGUGCCCCUGUGCCACACCCUUAGUCGUUAGUAAGGUGCAAGGACUGGUCCCUUACUGACCACGUGCGAAUGCGGCACGAGACUUGUAAGUGCCCGUGGGACGCAAAUACAUUGCUCAUUGUUCAUUGGCAACAGUCCAGCUGCGCAGACUUUUCACGUAAAUAGUAUUAACGGGCCCCUUGGGCAGGAUUUGGGGGUUAAAACAAAUAAAAUUUCCGUCCAACAUGCCUGCAUAGGUUCCUUACAACCUGUCAGCCGCAGCACGCCCGUAAAAAUAAAUGUGAAGGAACAUUUUGUUCGUUCCCCGUACAGUUUUGCCCACUUUCCCCCCCACAGACAGCCCGUCUCCACCCGUGACAGCAGUUGUGACCAAGGCUCUAGGCGACCCCAAGUACAGUUUUGAACUCUCCAUCAUUAAAAGAGGCUCUUUAGCUCAAAAAAACUUGAUUCCUUCAACAUGAAACCGUAAGGAGCCAUUUUAUUUAUUUAUUCAAUUAUUUUUGUGUGUUUUUUUUUUUUUUACAAAUUUUAACCACAGUUGCUUAAGGGAACCAGAGGAAAUAACGGUUCUCAGAGAACUUCACCAGCACAACUCUGUAGCCCACUUCAUUUGUCAGACUGUGAGGGAGAGGAGAUAAAAUUCGACUGAAACAAGCAGUACGCCAGAAGAGCCGACUCCGCAAACUCAGCUUCCUGUUAGCAUCAGCACAGAGCUAGCUGCGUCUUGACCCCGAAAAUCUAGAUUAAAAUUAUUUAGAAUUUUUUUACAAAGAAGAAAAAUAUGGAUCCCAAAUUGUCAUCAUGUUUGAUGACUCUAAAGGCACAAAUUUCUAUUUUUACACUGCAGGCUCUGAUACUUGUGGUGGAACAUAGCAAAACUCUCUUUCCAUCGCCUCAUAAAAAUUAAUUGACUUAUUUUAAGUAAAAUGAUAAAAGCUGAGAAUAUCAGUUCAGGUUUGCGAAAAAGUGCAGAAAUGUUAGAUUUAAGUUUAAUGUUUUUUGGAAAACAAAUGAAUAAGAGAUCAAAAUUUCCCAAGUACUGUUGCAUUUGUUUCAACGCUUAACUAAUUAGUUAUCAGUCAAUUGUCAUUUCCUGGUCAACUCAUUGCUUUUCUAGAACAUUCCCACUUAAGAGUUUCAUGGUAAAGAAAUGGUUCAUAAGGUAUGAAAAAAACUGUGAAAGAUUAACCUAGAAAUUAGAAUUUAUUAUUAUUUUUUUUUAACGUUGCAAAUAAUUCUUUGUUAGAAAUCGCACAACAAAAUAACCGGUGCACAACUGUUAACACUCAUUGGCUUCAACUGAGUUUUAUUUAACAACUUCAAACUCACUGCCAAUAAAAGUAGCCUAAUCAGUUAGUAAUCAGGACAGUUAGGUAAAUAAAUGCUAAAAAAAAAACUUGUUUUCAAGCAGAAUCCGAAAUCCUUCCCUACCCAAACAGCUCCUCCUUAUCCCUACAUUUAUCCCUCCAAACGGAGGGUUAUGGAAAAAUAGUGUUUUAAAAUCCAGACAUUUCUACCACUCGAUGACGUCAUGAAUAGUCACCAGUCGCUCACGAUAGCGCGUAGCUGCAAGCCCUUGAAAAAUACACAUAACAUCAAUUUGAUUACUUUAGGGAGUCGUGCAUAAACAAGAAGUCAAUACUUACAUUUAAAUGUAAACUCCUGUGCUUCAGAGCACUCCCAGGUGAAGAAAUGUCUUACCCUACCGGCAGAGGAAUACCCAGCUCUCCGUCACUAUGACAAGUUCGGACGCCACUACAGCUCCAAAUCCCUCUACAAUUGGAACAAUAGGGAGGAGCCAGAGGGGUAGAGAUUGAAUUUGGAUUUGGCCUUAUUGCUAGCUCACCGCUACCUUUUUGAAUUAUUGAACAUUAUACAUUUAUUAGUUUGAUGUAGUUUCAUGUAGUUUCUCACCUGUAUAGCAAUAACACAUUGUUUUUCUUGAACUUGCGCUACCAAUAACUGCUUUUUAACUUCAAGGUUAGUAGUCACCUUUUUCUCAGUGAGGUCUUUCUCCAAUAUGUUAAGCAUUUUCAACAUUUAGUGUUAUAUUUAACAACUUUAUUUUAAUCUUUUGCAAAUACCUCAUGUGUUUUUUUGUUUUAAAUAAAUUAUCUUUGUUUGAUCACACAGAAUUCGUAUACUUAAAUAUUACCAGACAACCCCGCUCCAGAUGAACUGUAGUUUAGCUUUUAUAAAGGAUGGGCUCCCAGAUCGUCUUGUCUGUGUUCACACCGAUUCAUUUUUUACAGGUUUUCAUUGUUUGUGACAUUGUAAUGAAUCCAACAGAUGUGUUUAGUACUUGAAAUAUGUUGGUUUCAUUUCUAGCCGCCUCCAUUUUUGUCCUCAGUUUGAGACAUUGAAGCUCAUAAAUCAGCUUGUGUGAAUUUGUCCAGAUGCGGAGUUUAACUCUGCGUCUGCUCGCUGGUGUGUUAUCUCGAUCUUGUGCAUGUCUCCUUUGGUAUUAAUUAAGAAAUUGAAUGUAAAUUCAAAGUGCACUGUCUGUAAAUAUAUUUAGCACACUGUUUGGGAGUAUAGACAACGUAUAGUUAAAGUACAGAGUGAUUAAUGUUACAUAUACUUACAAUGUUUACUCUGUAGCGUGCAUAUACUGUAAAUGUUGUUUUACAUUUGCUUUACAUUACAGGUGAAAUGAAAGUUUUACUGUAAGGUUUUGCACUGUAGCUGAAUCAUUUGGAUUGGAUGUCUGUGUGAUCUGACAGAGCUGCCCAAGGUUCAGCUUUGCACUUGUAUUUUAUCAGCCAAAAACAUGAGAAUCCCCAGAUUUUUUGAAGCGUUUAGGAUGAUUUAAUGAAUUUGAGUAAUUAUGGAGCAAAUGGACUCAAACCUGUGGUUACAUGUACAGCAAUCUAUGACAUCACGUCAGGAACGUUUGCUGCAAAAUUUGAAAAACACUUGCUGGUUUGUGAAUCUGUGAAGAAAGUGAACCCCCUUGUGGCUGCAAACGUUAUGGCAGCCGUGUUAAAUAAUACACAAAUCCUGAGAGGGACCGUCUAUAUUUAUCCGUGUGAAGACAGUUACCGAUCCUUGGGCAGUGACUGUGCAGAGGCCUGCAUCUCCUCUGCACUCUAUCCGCUCUGUUCCAGCAGUGUGCUGGACGUGUGACGCUGUUGCUGGCAGAUUUUAUUCUUUUUUUCUUUAUUUCUAGCUCUGUUGUGAAGAAAAAGACGUGGUUUAGCUGUAAAAUGAAGGUGUGAAUCUGUUCGCACCCUUUCAACUCACCAACAGCACACUGAUUUGUAUAACUCUCCCUGCCCCCCACCUCUUUACUGCAUAGAAGACAAUCUUUACAGCGACUUUUUUCCAAGCGAAGCACAGUGUUUGCACAUGAAGCUGCAAAUGAAGGCACAAAGGAAACUCAUGUUACCAGCACCAUUCCGACCUGUAGCCGUACGGCAAAAAGGUCACGCUGCACAAACUAGCAAUUUAUUUCAGCAAUGUUUUCAACUAAAUCACAUCUCAGACUGUUUUUGACUCGUUUCAGCUUUAAUUAAGAUUUUAUUUUUUGUAUUCCAGUGCUUGUUACACCCAAACAUAAGCUUCUAGAGCAAAGGAGGCGUGUUGUUGGAAUCUCUUUUAUAAGCAUACGGAAACAGAUACAUUCUCACUGUAUAUUCAUCAAUGAGGGGUGCUGGUUGUGACAAAAGGACUUAGCCUCACCUCCACUGCUUUACCAAAACCCUAUAAAUUAGUACCAACUGUGUUGCUGUGCUUUGCAUGGGCUUGUAGGAACCUCUACAGUAUCAACAAUUACAGAUGCAUAGCAGCCACACACGCAAACAAAUGACUAUUUAAAAGAUUAUUUGUCUGUUUGUACAGUGAUGGUAAAUAGUGGUAUUAAAGAUGAUGUACUAAAUGCACUAUUUAUGUAAAAGAACAAUAUUGAAAUAUCUUUUUUUGUGAAUAAAAAGUUAUUUUCUUUGAUUCAGUAAUUAAAGUUUUUUCCUGGUUAAUCAUU